Microtus ochrogaster (prairie vole) is the source of this 1442-nucleotide messenger RNA. RefSeq names its product ubiquinol-cytochrome c reductase complex assembly factor 4 (gene Uqcc4). Lineage: Eukaryota; Metazoa; Chordata; Mammalia; Rodentia; Cricetidae. The record is from RefSeq and is a predicted model, not a curated record.
AAUUUUGUAUUUUAAAUUGGGUUGGUGUUCUAGCUAUGUAGCCCAACCUGGCCUGAAACCAGUGAUCCUCCUGUCUCUGCCUCCAGUGUUGGGAUUACAAGUUUGCCUGGCUAGCGCUGAUUCUGAAGAUACAUCGAGCCUCAAUCAGCUCCCAGCUCAAAAUGCCAGACACACACAAGAGAGGCACGGGGUGUCGUUCCAGAAGCGCCUCCCUGUAGGCUGGUACGUUAUUCAGGGUCGGGACAACCUGUGGUCUACACAGAGCCAUUUCCAUUCUCCCUGAGGGCAAAUGGAGUCUGGGGACCUGGGGCAGUGUAGGCGAAUGAGAUGCCCCGACAUGUCUUUUGGAGGGGAUGGCUUGGCCGGUGGCGUCUAUGGUGCGAAGGCUUCCCAGCUUCGGACCUGAGAGCAUAACUGAGGCGGUUGUAGCUGGCAUCGGAGACAUUGGCCAAGCAAGAGGCUGAGAGCCCGGAUGGAGCACUAAGAAUGGAAGACGCGCUUCUGGAGAAAAGGUACCAAGUCACUUCCGUAGGAUGGUCCUGGAAAGAAGACAGCAAAUGCCAAGGGUUCUCAAGUCUGUGAGCAUCGCGGGCAUCAGACUGACCAGCCCUUGGGUCUUCCGAGAGCGUCCCCGUAGGCUCAAGACCCUAAGGAGAGACUGAGAACUAGACAAAUGCGAAAGCCGGCAGGCCAUCUGGGCGGGACCCGGGACGGAAGAGCUCGCGGGAGGAAACACGUCAUUUCCGUUGUGCGGCGUGGGACACACGUUGUGUAGUCGUGCAAAAGAGGCGAUGUGAAGUUCGGCUUCCGGUUUUGUGCGACGGAAGUAACGAAAUCGCCGUGCGCCGCAGAGUGCGAGCCGAGGUCGCUAUGAACGGUGUCCUGUGUUCGCGGGCUGCGGGAGCGGUCCGGGCUCUGCGACUCGUGGGCUGGACUUCGCGAAGCCUGCAUCCGCCGCCCCAUGGCCGGUCUCCAGCCCGACCAACAGACAGGGAAGAGGAGGAAGACCCCAACCUCCCCAUCCAGUUUUCCUCCAGCAAAGCCACCCCAGACCGCUGGACGGUGGAGCACACCCUGGGGAAGCAGCAGCAACGGCCCUGGUGGAAAGUGCUGCCCAUCACCUUCAGCCUCACAGUUCUGAUCAUCUGGUGCUAUCUGAGGCAGGAGACCAGCACGGACCAGUGGUUGAGAGAGGUUUUGGGAGAGGUAGACAAGGAGGACGAGGAGGAGCCAGACGAUCGUCUGGAGGAAACUGAAGCUCCGACUUUCUACGGAGCUAGAACGUAACGGUUCCUGCUGAGGAAGGAAACAGGCAGCCAUCCUUGUUCCUUUGUCAAGUUUGGCGAUUUCUGACCUGGUACUGCCUGCAUCUUUGAUGCUUUUAAGGGACUUGGAUGGCGCUGAAACGCGAGAACACAGCACGGAAUUGGGGGCUCGAAAUC